AUGGGGCAACGAAACACAAAGGCAGAAGACGAGACAGAGACCGCGGAGGAUCUGGCAACAGGAGGAUCUGGCAACAAGAGGAUCUGGCAACAAGAGGAUCUGGCAACAGGAGGAUCAGGCAACAAGAGGAUCUGGCAACAAGAGGAUCUGGCAACAAGAGGAUCUGGCAACAACUGGCAACAGGAGGAUCUGGCAACAGGAGGAUCUGGCAACAGGAGGAUCUGUUUACCAGGUACACAUCCUAUCGAAGGAAGUCGCUCGUGCGUCGCAAGAACGGGUACCAAGCGAAAGCAAGAGAAACAGCAAGACGCAGCGCAGAGACAGCCAGAGACCGCAAGAGACAGCACAGAAACAGAAAGAUACAAUGCAGAGAUAGCAAGACACGGCACAGAGGCAGCAAGAGACAGCAAGACACAGCGCAGAGACAGCAAGAGACAGCAGGACACAGCACAGAGACAGCAAGAGACAGCAGGACACAGCACAGAGACAGCAAGAGACAGCAAGACACAGCGCAGAGACAGCAAGAGACAGCAGGACACAGCACAGAGACAGCAAGAGACAGCAGGACACAGCACAGAGACAGCAAGAGACAGCAAGACACAGCGCAGAGACAGCAAGAGACAGCAAGACACAGCGCAGAGACAGCAAGAGACAGCAGGACACAGCACAGAGACAGCAAGAGACAGCAAGACACAGCACAGAGACAGCAAGAGACAGCAAGACACAGCGCAGAGACAGCAAGAGACAGCAGGACACAGCACAGAGACAGCAAGAGACAGCAGGACACAGCACAGAGACAGCAAGAGACAGCAAGACACAGCGCAGAGACAGCAAGAGACAGCAAGACACAGCGCAGAGACAGCAAGAGACAGCAGGACACAGCACAGAGACAGCAAGAGACAGCAAGACACAGCACAGAGACAGCAAGAGACAGCAAGACACAGCGCAGAGACAGCAAGAGACAGCAGGACACAGCACAGAGACAGCAAGAGACAGCAAGACACAGCACAGAGACAGCAAGAGACAGCAAGACACAGCACAGAGACAGCACAGAGACAGCAAGAGAAUCAUGGUAAUCGAGCCGCCCUCGCGAACCCUCAAACGAGGAUCUGGCAACAGGAGGAUCUGGCAACAGGAGGAUCUGGCAACAGGAGGAUCUGGCAACAGGAGGACCUGGCAACAGGAGGAUCUGUUUACCAGGUACACAUCCUAUCGAAGGAAGUCGCUCGUGCGUCUCAAGAACGGGCAUUACUCUCCUGUUCAGCUGCAGGCCUCGCUAAAGAGGCCAUCGCUGAGGCCAUUACAGUUGGGGAAACCAUACCUGAGGCCAUCCCCGUUGAAGAAACCAUACCUGAGGCCAUUCCAGUUGGGGAAACCAUACCUGAGGCCAUUCCAGUUGAGGAAACCAUACCUGAGUCAAUUCCAGUUGGGGAAACCAUACCUGAGGCCAUCCCCGUUGGGGAAACCAUACCUGAGGCCAUUCAUGUUGGGAAAAAGAUAGCCGAGGCCAUUUCAGUCAAUAAAACCAUAGCUGAGGCCAUUACAGUCGAUAAACCAUAG
Molecule: messenger RNA, 1560 nt
Organism: Hyalella azteca
Lineage: Eukaryota; Metazoa; Arthropoda; Malacostraca; Amphipoda; Hyalellidae
Product: cylicin-2-like
Exons: 5
Coding region: 1-1560 (519 amino acids)
Source: RefSeq, a predicted model, not a curated record